Gastrolobium bilobum is the source of this 1044-nucleotide messenger RNA. Its product is annotated as putative clathrin assembly protein At4g40080. The record is from RefSeq and is a predicted model, not a curated record. The transcript has a single exon. Bases 34 to 1044 code for a protein of 336 amino acids. Gene Ontology annotation, cellular component: clathrin-coated vesicle; clathrin-coated pit. Gene Ontology annotation, molecular function: 1-phosphatidylinositol binding; SNARE binding; clathrin heavy chain binding. Gene Ontology annotation, biological process: clathrin coat assembly; clathrin-dependent endocytosis; vesicle budding from membrane. NCBI's taxonomy places the organism in Eukaryota, Viridiplantae, Streptophyta, Magnoliopsida, Fabales, Fabaceae.
AGAGAGAGAGAGAGAGAGAGAGAGGCAUAUUCUAUGACGAAACUCAAAGAACUCAUAGACAGAAUCAAAGACAAAGCUUUACAGGGAAAAGCCGCAAUCCUCUCAAAGCGCACCACUCUCUCUCUCCUUCGAGCCACCAGCCACGAUUCUUUCACCCCUCCAAACCACAAAUACAUCAACACCCUUCUUUCCUCCGGCGAUGGUUCACGCGCCACCGCCUCCUCCUUUAUCGAACUUCUCAUGGACCGCCUCCAAACCACCCAGAAUUCCGCCGUGGCACUCAAGUGCCUAAUCGCCGUCCAUCACAUCAUCAAACACGGCACCUUCAUCCUUCAGGACCAGCUCUCCGUGUACCCUUACACUGGUGGCAGAAACUACCUUAACCUCUCCAAUUUCCGAGACAAAACAAACCCCAUAUCUUGGGAACUCUCUUCAUGGGUCCGAUUCUACGCUCAUCACAUAGAACAGCUUCUCUGCACUUCCAGAAUCCUCGGAUUCUUCCUCGGAGCCUCUUCUUCAACGCAAGGCAAAGAAACACAUGAGGAAACAGUUGCGGGUCUAACCAACGCCGAUUUGUUGAGAGAGAUUGAUUCUUUGUUGGCUCUGGUUGAAGGAAUAGGGAAAAGACCGAACCCUGUUUCAACAAACGGGAACAAACUAGUGGUUGAGAUAGUGGGUUUGGUUGAAGAGGAUGGGGUUGAAGCGCUGAGAGAGGUAUCUAUAAGAGUGAACGAGUUCAGGGAGAGAAUGGGUAGCUUGAGUUUUGGAGAAGGGGUGGAAUUGGUUUACGCUAUGAAGAGAUUGGAGGAGUGCAUAGAGAGGGUGAUGAUGAUGAUGAUGGUGUUGGAGGUGGCGCACGUGCAGAGAUUAUGGGAUUCAGUGAGAGAAUUGAAGGAGAAAGCUGAGAUUGAGUUGUACAAGGAAGAGAGGAAGGUGUAUAGAACAGUGACAAGACACAGGGAAAUUGACUCGGUUCGGAUUAAUGGCACAGUUCUUAAUUCUGUUGGUUUGGUACAGUUUCCAUCUUCUUCAAGGUUCUUGUAA